Alosa alosa (allis shad) is the source of this 4694-nucleotide messenger RNA. RefSeq names its product RNA-binding protein 6 (gene rbm6). The transcript is spliced from 23 exons. Bases 137 to 4240 code for a protein of 1367 amino acids. The record is from RefSeq and is a predicted model, not a curated record. Gene Ontology annotation, cellular component: nucleus. Gene Ontology annotation, molecular function: RNA binding. Gene Ontology annotation, biological process: mRNA splicing, via spliceosome. Lineage: Eukaryota; Metazoa; Chordata; Actinopteri; Clupeiformes; Clupeidae.
AUCUGAAUGAAUGCGGCACAAAUCCGGAUAUCCGCUGGCAUUUUCCGACCUUUGGAAGUGUUAGAAAACGAGCACGGUGUUAGUCUUGGAGUCUGGUGACGGUUACGUGUGAGCUCGCAGCCAGAGUAAAACCGGCAUGUGGAAUGGUCCGAGAUCAGCCCCUCGGGGAGGCCCACCUUUCGGUGGAAAUCCCAGGGGUGACAUGUUUGAGGGCAGAGAUGGACCCAUGCCUGAUUUUAGGGGCAGAGAUGGGAUGAAUAUGGGCCCCAGGCCUCAGGACCGCCCUCCAAUGGACAUGCGGCGUUUUGAUGGUCCUCCAGAUAUAAGGGGUCAAGAUAUGGACCCCCGCAAUAUGGAUUUACGUGGACGAGAUGGGCCAAGGGACUUCUUCAGACAAGGAGAAGAAACCGACCUGACCCUUAGGAGAAGAUAUGAGAUUGAAAUUAGGAGCAAAUUGCAAAAUGCUGGUAGUUUCCCUGGUGGUCAAGGCCGUCACCAAAUGGAAAUGGAUGGAAGAGACAUGCCAGGAGGAAACAUGAAUGACGGCAGAUUUAUGGACAUGAGGGAAAGGGAACGGAUGGGAAUGGACAUGCCUGGAUUCAACCCCAUGGACCAGAGGAGGAGACAUCCAGGUGAACAAAUGGGUAGAAAUGAUGGUUUCAGAGACAUGCGUGACAGGGACAGACCUCGGAUGGGCAUGGACGACAUUGACGGUUUCAGAAUGGACAUGUCUCAACCUGAUCGAGGGAAGAUGGACUUUGAUCGAAGAGGUGGAAUGCUUUCAAUGAACAACAGGGGGAGGUUUGAAUCUGACAUGGACAUGAGGAGCCGUGUGGGGCCCUCAGGUGAGUUUAGAGAUAAGGACAGGGACAGAUCUCCUCUCCGGUUUGGAGAUAAGGACAGAAUGCCAGUGGAAGGAAGAGGAAGACCUGAUGGGCCCCCUGAUCCAAGCAGACCAUCACUCCGACCUGGAGACACCCUCAGAGAUAGAGAAUUCCCUGAACCAUUAGACAGCUCCGUUGGCUUCAAGGGCAGGGAGAACGAGUCUCCGUCAGAAGAGUGGCGAAGCAACAACAACAACAAUGCGAAAGACAAGGAUUCUUUCCCAGGCUUGAUGAAUCGAGGGCUGCCUCCAUUUUCAAGAGAAGCACAGUCAGAAAGAUUUUUCCCUGGUCGAGGUAGAGAUGGAAGAGGAGAGCCUUUUAAUAUGGAUAGAGACAGGCGAUCUGGUGAGUUUCCAGAAAAAGAUGAGCCAUUCAUAGGUUUACCUCGAUCAGAAAGAGAUGCCAAAGUUCCUGAGAAUUUCCCUGGAAGAAAUCCACUCAAAAGUGGGCUUGAGCAGACCUUCCCUCCGGUGAAUCCUGCGUUGAUUGCCCCAAAUAGGGAUAAGGAUGGUAAGCCAUGGUCAAGGGAAUUAGAUGCUCAGUUAGAUCGAAGUGCACCAAACCUUGGUAGGCCUCCAUAUACUCCAGACAAGAGCCUAAUGUCGGUGCCGAAUGUCGAGAAUCGUUUUCCAAAUGAUCGCACACCCUUUAAGGGAUUAAAAGAUACUCCUCAACCAUCCUCGGGUAGAGGGAUUUUGGGCCCUUGUCCAGAAGGAAUGCAAAGAAAUAGUGGAGCAGACCGUAGAGACCAGGACUACAGAGACAUUGACUACAGAACUGCUUCUGGGCGAGCAUAUGACUACAACCUUUCGGAUCUUCCUGGAACCGAAAAGGACAGAAAAGAACCCAGGCUGCCUCCACCUCAGAGAUCCAGUAAUGCAGGCUCCCAGGAUCAAGAUUACAGGAGUGCAUCUGUUGAGGAUAAAGUUUCCAACACCAUCUCCAUUUCUGGGAUUCCCAAGACUGCCACAAUGGAGCAGAUUCUUGGUGCUUUUGCUGUCCGUGAUGGUGUUCCAAUGCAAGGCAUGAAGAUCAAGAAUGUUGUCCCAGGUUACAGCUUCGAUAUGGCCUAUGUGGAGUUUUUAAACCUGGAGGAUGCUGUCCACUUCAUGGAGUCCAACCAGGGUUCAUUGAGGGUUGGCAAUACGACGGCUCUGAUGAAAUACGUUCAGCCUGACCGAAGCGCCAAAGACACUAAGCCACAGGAGCCACCUCGGAAACCGGCCCAGGUACCCGAGGACCCCACCCCAGCCCGCCCGUCCCCUCAACCCAAAGCCACCCCCAAACCGGACGAGCCACGGUCCAAGCCUGCUGCUGACCCUGCCCCAAAGACCACGUGGCAGCGCAGCUCUGACCUCACACCGGAGGCAUGGCAGCAGCAGGUGGACCAGCAGCUCCAGCAGCAGGAGGCCGAGCUGAAGGCCGAGGCUUGGGCCAACUCUCGAAACUCCUCACGGCACCCCCCUCGCGAUCUGGAUCCUGUCUUUAAGGAGAGCAAGACCAUGAUCAUUAAAAAUCUGAAGAACACCACCACUGUGGAGAUGAUUCUGAAGGCACUGGAUCCAUAUGCCUACCUGGAUGAGAGAAACGUCCGAUUGGUCCGUAGCAAACCAAACGGAUGCAAAUGCUUCUGCUUUGUAGACAUGGACUCUCAUGAGCAAGUCACUCGUCUUGUUGACAUGCUGACCAGGGCGCGGCCCGUGAUGGUGGACGGUGUUCGAAUAUAUGCGGAGGUUGCCAAACCGCUCAAGAACCAGAACAGCUACAAGAGGGAUUAUGAUAAAUCUGGCUCCUCCAUCCUGGGCUAUCCUCCAGAAGUGUUGGAGCAUCAUCAGCAGAUGCAGCAACAGCAGCAGUACUAUCAGCCCCAGCCCCUCCGUGGCUCUUUGGGUGGUGCACUUGCUGGAGUCCAAGGUGACAUGACCUUGCCAGGCAGAGACACCGCCAAGACCGCUGCCACUGCCAUCGUGCAGCACGCUGUGGGCUAUCCAGAUGCCUCUGCAGUGGAGCUCCCCUACCAGGCCCCAAACCCGGCCGUCGUGGCUGCCGCUGGGACCGUGGCGCAGGGGAGUGCCUCUCAGCACGCGGAACCUUACGGCUUCGGCGCCGAAACUCCUGAUCUGUCUGCCUACCUAUAUGACGCCACAUCUGGCUUCUACUACGAUCCCCAGACCACACUGUACUAUGACCCCACCUCCAGAUAUUUCUACAAUGCAGAGACACAGCAGUACCUCUAUUGGGACAGCGCCUCAAAGACCUACAUCCCAGUGGCAGGCUCCACUAUGGAUGGCCAGGCCAGCAACCCCGUGCCUGCCCUCCCCGGGGAUAUAUCGGUCCCCUCGGCCUCCGCUGUUGUGCCGGCCCCUGCCGCCGCCCCUCUUGCCGCCGCCGCUCUGCCCUCCGUGGACGAAAACGCCCAGAGGGCCCUGGAGGACGCCGAUGCCGCCGGACGCUCUGACAAGAAGGAGAAGGAGAAAGAGGACAAACCCAGAAGCCUGGCUGCCUUUAAGAUUAUGAAAGACAUGGAACGCUGGGCAAAGAUCCAAAACCGGCAGAAGGAGAGCGUCCGUUCCCCCUCUCCUGUUCUGAAGAUGCCUGGGGGUGGCGAUGACCAGAGGUCCUCUAAAGCAGCUGAUGCAGCAUUUGCCAUCUUUGAAAGAAAGGUCUCUGGUGGAGAUGAUCUCUUCAAGAAGCCUCUAGCCCCACCCAAGAAAGAGGACAAAGCAUCCAAGCGUGCAAUGGGCUCGCUGGGCCUGCUCGCAGCCGACUAUGGGGCAGGAAGUGAUGAGGAGGAGGAGGAGCGGCACGUGGAGAUGUCGGUGCCUUCCAAGAGCCAGCCAGAGGAUAAGGAGGACAAGCUGACCGACUGGAAGAAGAUGGCCUGCCUGCUGUGCAGGAGGCAGUUCCCCACCAAGGACGCCCUGAUCCGCCACCAGCAGCUGUCUGACCUGCACAAGCAAAACAUGGAGAUCCACUUGAAGAUCAAGAAGUCCAAAAAAGAGCUUGAGGCUUUAGAGAAUCAGGAGAAAGAGGUGAGAGACUUGCCUCUAAACUCAAAUGCCUUGAUCUCACGAACGGAACCUCCAGCCAGCUGCUCUAAGUCUGAUUGCGUCCCGCAGUUGAAUGCCAGAGGGCCGAGCGUUUCACCAGAGAUGAAGAGGAGGAAGUACCAGCAGCAUCAGCACCAGAAUUCGUGGGCUGGUGGAUCCAGAGACUCACACAAAGGCAGUGAGAGGCCUGGCCUGGGCUCCGAACCAGUAGAGAGGAAGAAGAAGGACCCUGUGGCGUGGGACCAUGCCACAUACAAGCAGGCCGUACGCAAGGCCAUGUUUGCCCGCUUCAAGGAGCUAGACUGACAGCUGGCUGCAGCAGAGAGCUUGAAUGGGUCAGGCUGAAACAGAAUUGGAUGUGUGGGUGCACAUACACAAAAAAGAUCUUUUUUUUUUCAUCCAGUAUACCAUUUAUCCUGAAGCUUGACUGCUCCCAAACACAGCUCUAUGUUGGAUUGUGUAUAGCAAAGAGAGAGAGAGAGAGUGUGUGUGUGUGUGCGUGCGUGCUGUUGAAUCCACCACCAUUAAGAAUCAAGCCUCCUUGUUACAGUUGGUUUAGUUCCAUGUGAGAUUUUUUUUUUUUAGGUUAUGUGUUUUACCUCUUACUUAAUUUGAACUUUGUACUAUAUGUUCCUUAAGUUGCUCUUUUUAAUGUAAUGCUAUAUGUGACAUAAAUGCGUGUUCAAUGAGGUAACUCCUUGCUUCUCAUGUGAAACACACUGAUUGUACAGAGCCAAUAAAUGUUGUUAAGAUAUACUGA